AUGCUGCAGAACGUGAACCCCAACGGCAAGCUGCUGGGCGAGGGCAAUGCCGGCCUGCUGGAGUCGGCGGCGCCGGGCAAGCGGAUCCGCAAGCCGUCGCUGCUCUACGAGGGCUUCGAGAGCCCCACCAUGGCGUCGGUGCCGGCGGCCCUGCAGCUCUCCUCGGCCGCCAACCCGCCCCCGCCCGAGGUCGCCAACCCCAAGAAGCCCGGCCGGGUGACCAACCAGCUCCAGUACCUGCACAAAGUGGUGAUGAAGGCCCUCUGGAAGCACCAGUUCGCCUGGCCCUUCCGCCAGCCGGUGGACGCCGUCAAGCUGGGGCUCCCGGACUACCACAAAAUCAUCAAGCAGCCGAUGGACAUGGGCACCAUCAAGCGGCGCCUGGAGAACGGCUACUACUGGGGUUCGGGCGAGUGCAUGCAGGAUUUCAACACCAUGUUCACCAACUGUUACAUCUACAACAAGCCCACAGACGACAUUGUGCUGAUGGCCCAGACGCUGGAGAAGAUCUUCCUGCAGAAAGUGGCCCAGAUGCCCCAGGAUGAGCAGGAGAUCGUCCUCACAGUGGCCAAAAACAGCCACAAGAAGGGAGCCUCUCGGGCAGCAGCCAUCCUGGCAGCAGCCAACGCGGCUGCCCAGCAAGUUCCGGCCAUCUCCUCGGUCUCCCACACGGGGCUCUUCUCCAGUGGCACCACGGACAUCCCCACCACCAUCAUCAGCAUCCCCCACCCCUCCGUCAUCUCCGCCCCUCUCCUCAAGCCCCUGCACUCCACCGCCUCCCAGCCGCUGCUGGCCGUGCCCGCGCCCACCCAGCCGGUGACCAAGAAAAAGGGCGUCAAGCGGAAAGCGGACACCACAACCCCCACGCCCACAGCCAUCAUCGCCACCAGCGGCGGGGAGUCCUCCCCUUCCGCCCCCUCCGUGCUGGAGUCCAAGGCGGCCAAGAUCCCCGCCCGGCGGGAGAGCGGGCGCCCCAUCAAGCCCCCCCGGAAGGACCUGCCGGACUCGCAGCAGCACCAGACCUCCAAGCGGGGGAAGCUGUCGGAGCAGCUCAAGUACUGCAACGGCAUCCUGAAGGAGCUCGUCUCCAAGAGGCACGCGGCCUACGCCUGGCCCUUCUACAAGCCCGUGGACGCCUCCGCCCUGGGCCUCCACGACUACCACGACAUCAUCAAGCACCCCAUGGACCUCAGCAGCAUUAAGCGCAAGAUGGAGAACCGGGAGUACCGCGAUGCGCAGCAAUUCGCUUCCGACGUGCGGCUGAUGUUCUCCAACUGCUACAAGUACAACCCUCCCGACCACGACGUGGUGGCCAUGGCGCGCAAGCUGCAGGACGUCUUCGAGUUCAGCUACGCCAAAAUGCCGGACGAGCCCCUCCACAUCGGGCCCCCCUCGACGUCACUCCCGCAACCGGGGCUCCUGAUGAAGUCCUCCACGGACGAUGAUUCCUCCAGCGAGGAAGAGGAGGAGGAGGAGGAAGAAGAAGAGGAGGAGGAGGAUGACGAAGAGGAGGGGGACGAAGACGAGAGCAGCAGUGAGAGCUCCUCGGACAGCGAGGAGGAGAGUUCGGACUCGGAGGAGGAGCGGGCCAAUCGGCUGGCUGAGCUGCAGGAACAGCUGCGGGCCGUGCACGAGCAGCUGGCCGCCCUCUCGCAGGGGCCCGUCUCCAAGCCCAAGAGGAAGCGCGACAAGAAGGAGAGGAAGAAGAGGAGGAAGCUGGACAAGCGCAAGGCCAGAGCGGGGGAGGAGGACGGCCGCGCUCACCACCUGGCCCAGCCCAAGAAGCCCAAGAAGGCCGGCGGGGGAGGCGGCGGUGGCGGCAGCAAGUGACCGGGUUCCUCGGGGCGAGGGCCAUCCGGGGGCUCCAAGGGGGCAGCGCCCCCUCCACCCCCUCCUCCCCCGCCCCCCCUGCUCUUCGACUCGGAGGAGGAGGAGGAGAGUAAGCCCAUGAGCUACGACGAGAAGCGCCAGCUCAGCUUGGACAUCAACAAGCUGCCGGGGGAGAAGCUGGGCCGGGUGGUGCACAUCAUCCAGUCGCGGGAGCCCUCGCUGAGGGACUCGAACCCAGAGGAGAUCGAGAUCGACUUUGAGACGCUCAAGGCCUCCACCCUGCGGGAGCUGGAGCACUACGUCCUCUCCUGCCUGCGCAAGAAGCCCCGGAAGCCCUACAACCUGAAGAAGCCAGUGGGCAAGACGAAGGAGGAGCUGACCCUGGAGAAGAAGCGGGAGCUGGAGAGGCGCCUGCAGGACGUCAGCGGGCAGCUGAAUUCAGCCAAGAAGCCGCCUAAGAAAGCCAAUGAGAAGCCGGAGUCUGCCCAGCAGGUGCCCGUCUCCCGCCUGAGCGCCAGCAGCUCCAGCUCCGACUCCAGCAGCUCCAGCUCCUCUUCCUCCUCCUCGGACACAAGCGACUCGGACUCCAGCUAG
Protobothrops mucrosquamatus (brown spotted pit viper) is the source of this 2424-nucleotide messenger RNA. It is a transcript of the gene BRD2, whose product is annotated as bromodomain containing 2. Gene Ontology annotation, biological process: regulation of DNA-templated transcription; chromatin remodeling. The transcript is spliced from 13 exons. The record is from RefSeq and is a predicted model, not a curated record. NCBI's taxonomy places the organism in Eukaryota, Metazoa, Chordata, Lepidosauria, Squamata, Viperidae. Gene Ontology annotation, cellular component: chromatin; nucleus.